Seriola dumerili (greater amberjack) is the source of this 2287-nucleotide messenger RNA. It is a transcript of the gene crispld1a, whose product is annotated as cysteine rich secretory protein LCCL domain containing 1. Gene Ontology annotation, cellular component: extracellular region. NCBI's taxonomy places the organism in Eukaryota, Metazoa, Chordata, Actinopteri, Carangiformes, Carangidae. The record is from RefSeq and is a predicted model, not a curated record. The transcript is spliced from 15 exons. The coding region runs from base 174 to 1733 and encodes 519 amino acids.
CUUCUUGCUGCAGAAGUUUUCUCACAGCCAGAUCUCUGUCAGGAUCAGAAGAAACGGGCUGUAUUCCAAUUCAUUAAAGCUCCUUUGCCAGCUGCUGGCACACAACUUUAACCAACCCGUCCCACUUGAAUUUGAGAGGAUCACCACCGUCGCUAUCACCCGCAUUUCCAAGGAUGAGGCACGCAACACUAUGCUGGCUGAAGGGCGUGUCCCUGCUCCUGCUUCUCCAGACAGCCACUUCCAUGGUGAUGCUUCCUAACUCCACGGGCUGGCAGCAGAUUCUGGACAAGUAUUUGGAUGAAGAUGGGGACUGGUGGGAGGCCAAGCAGAGGGGGAAGAGGGCUAUCACCGACAGUGACGCACAGCUCAUCCUGGACCUUCACAACAAGCUCAGAGGCCAGGUCUACCCUCCUGCUUCCAACAUGGAGUAUAUGGUGUGGGACACAGAGUUGGAGCGUACAGCAGAGGAGUGGGCCGAGACCUGUUUGUGGGAGCAUGGUCCUGCUGGUUUACUGCCACAGAUUGGACAGAACCUGGGAGCGCACUGGGGAAGAUAUCGUCCACCCACGUUCCAUGUGCAGGCCUGGUAUGAUGAAGUGAAAGACUUCUCUUUCCCUUACCCUCAGGAGUGUAAUCCCUAUUGCCCCUUCAGAUGCUCUGGCCCAGUUUGUACUCAUUACACACAGCUGGUCUGGGCCACCAGCAGUCGCAUUGGCUGUGCCAUCAACUUGUGUUACAACAUGAAUGUGUGGGGACAGAUUUGGGCCAAAGCUGUCUAUCUUGUCUGCAACUACUCACCCAAGGGAAACUGGUGGGGGCAUGCGCCUUACAAACAUGGCACCCCAUGCUCUGCCUGCCCCCCCAGCUAUGGAGGUGGCUGCAGGGACAACGUCUGCUACAAAGAUGACAGUUCCUAUCCUCCACAAGAGGAAACAGAAGAAAACAACUUCAUCGAGCAGGAGGCCCCCCGUACUCCGCAGAAGCCCUGGUCCCGGCCCUCCAAAUCAGAGCCUCCCAGUCUCCCCGCCCCAGCUCCCACCAAGCCCCCCACAGAGGACCUGCAGAAGAAUGAAGUGGUCAACACACAGCAGAUGUCUCAGCUUGUGACCUGUGACACUAAACUUCGGGAUCAGUGUAAAGGAACGCCAUGCAAUAGAUAUGAGUGUCCUGCUGGGUGCCUAGAUGCGACGGGAAAAGUAGUUGGGACGGUAUACUAUGAAAUGCAAUCCAGUGUGUGCAGAGCUGGUCUACAUGCCGGUGUUAUAGAUAAUGAUGGAGGGUGGAUGGAUGUAACACGACAAGGCAGAAAGGAUUUUUUCAUCAAAUCCAACAAGAAUGGGGUCCAGUCUUUAGGAAAAUAUCAAAGUGCUAAUUCCUUCACAGUUUCCAGAGUCGCAGUCAAAGCCAUCACAUGUGAGACCACAGUUGCACAGCUGUGUCCAUACCAAAAGCCCGCAAAACACUGUCCAAGGGUAUACUGCCCGAGAAGCUGUUUAGAAGAGAAUCCACACAUAUCCAGAGUAAUUGGCACCGGAAUAUACUCUGAUAAGUCCAGUAUAUGCCGGGCAGCAGUCCACGGCGGAGUCGUCAGGAACGAUGUGGGUGGAUACAUUGAUGUGAUGCCAGUGGACAAACGAAAACACUACAUUGCUUCAUACCAAAAUGGCAUUGUCUCAGAGAGCCUUCAAAACCCUCCUGGAGGGAAGGCGUUCCGGGUGUUCGCUGUGAUUUGAGUGGCCCCAGAGGGCGGCUUCGCCAAACAGAAAGUGCACUUGUGCUGUUGAAUAGGCGGUAAUCAAGCCCUGUUGUCAAACUCAAUGAGUGAAAUGUUUCUGGCUUUGCUACACACCAGGGGUUAGGGGUCGUCUCCAUGACAGUGUAAACCCAGCAACAAAAACUUGACACAUACACAAUAAGAACCUGUUUCUUCUCCCUUGCAUGGAGUUUUAAUUUUGUCAUCCUUGGCGGUGAAAUUUUAUAAACUGUAAAUAUCUCUGAAUGGAUUGCUACAGUAAUAUUAUGUUGUACAUAUUUGUUAAUAAUAUUACACAUGUUUUGUCUUUGUGCCAUUGCCUUUUUAACAAAUAGCUCUGUAUGAAUACUGACUAUAGAAAUCCUAUGAUAUAACAUUAUAAUGGCACUUAAGGAUGAAUAUCAUUUUUAUUGUCUGGCACAUUUUUACUGGUGCUCUGGAGAGGUGUCUCGUCAUGUUUUGUACUUUUUUAAUGAUUGGAGAACAGAUUGUUAUACAUAUAUUUUUAUAUGAUUAUGCUUUACAUCGAUAUGA